AUGGGGUCACCGGUCGUCUCACAACUGAGUCAUGACUAUUCCUUGUUACAGUCGAGUACGCCUGAGGCUCGCCGUUCCCAUUGUAAACAUGAUAUCCAGGCAGCUCCCGUUGUCGAUGUGCGGAAAUUCGCCAAUCCGGCACCGUUGGGCCUGUGUGCUUUUGCACUUACGUCUUUCCUUUCGAAUUGCAUUAAUCUUAAUGUGGGUGGUAUACAGGCUUCUGGGAUUAGUGUCUCUCUGGCUUUGAAUUAUGGGGGUAUUGCUCAGGUUUUGGCUGGCAUGUGGGAAAUGGCUGUUGGGAAUACCUUUGGUGCUACGUCUUUCUGCUCCUAUGGUGCCUAUUGGAUCACGUUUGCUCUGAUCUCGGACUUUGAUCCUGUCGAUUCUGCGAAGGAUACGAGUGGAACAUGUCAGAAUGAAACACUAAUGGGUUUAUUCAUGCUGGCCUGGUUCAUCUUCACCACCCUAAUGCUCCUCUGCACUCUGAGGUCCAGUCUUGCGAUGUUUCUCCUGUUCUUCUUCCUGGACAUGAACUACCUUCUACUUGGCAUUGCACAUAUCCAGUGCAGCUCCCACGGCGAGGUUCUUAUUGCAGUUCAAAAAGCCGGUGGACUGUUUGGUAUCUUUGCUGCGUUUGCCGCCUGGUGGAAUGCCUUCGCUGGUAUCGCGGAUACUAGCAAUGGCUUCUUUACUGUACCUCUAGGCCAUUUCCCUUGGUCACCUAUCGUUCACGCUCACCGAACAAAGACGAAGGAGGUGUGA
Messenger RNA from Penicillium arizonense, 762 nucleotides. Its product is annotated as acetate uptake transporter family protein. The coding region runs from base 1 to 762 and encodes 253 amino acids. The record is from RefSeq and is a predicted model, not a curated record. The transcript has 3 exons. Gene Ontology annotation, cellular component: plasma membrane. Gene Ontology annotation, molecular function: acetate transmembrane transporter activity. Lineage: Eukaryota; Fungi; Ascomycota; Eurotiomycetes; Eurotiales; Aspergillaceae.